Molecule: messenger RNA, 479 nt
Organism: Coregonus sp. 'balchen'
Lineage: Eukaryota; Metazoa; Chordata; Actinopteri; Salmoniformes; Salmonidae
Source: the annotation of a GenBank genome assembly
AUGUUUCUACGUUCAUUAGCCAACAAAGCCUCUGAUCCUAGGGAAGACCAGCAGUCUAUGAUGCAGCAACCAGAGGCAAGUGUUCGACAGGAAGAGGAGCGAGUAAGAGAGCUGGGGGAGCCUCUUCAGCACAUUGAGACCAAGUCUCAGUCUACAAGAUCAAGGUAAUCAAAACAGUCAAGCAGAUCCUCAACGGCGAGUUCUGCAGCCAUCAAAGCACGUGCCAAGCUUGUGCUCAAGUCUCCUAUGCUGAAAAGGAAGCUUCUGUGAUUAAACAAAAGGCGGAACUGGAGGCCAGCUUGUUGAAGCAAAAAGCUGACCUCGAUGCAAGUUUAUAUGUUCUCCAAGUUGAGAGAGCAGCUGCUGCUGCGUUGGCUGAAGCUGCAGCCUUUGAAGAAGCUGUAGUCAGAAUGCAGAGAGCUCCACAAAGAACUCAACACAGGGACACAGCCCUUAAAUCCAGUCAAACGUACUUGUGA